GCGAGAGCCGAUAGUGCGCGCAGGUGUCGACGUCGGAUUGGUCGAGAGUGAUGUGGGCGAGUGAGCUGUACUUGUUUCGAAUUUGGAGAACGCUGAAGACGCUCCCCUGUCCCGCAGGCGCGUCUGCUCGCUGGUGGAGGCAGAUAUGGAGGUGGAGGUGGAGGUGCUGGUUUCCACGUCCCGGAAGCGUCGCUUUGUUGUUGGAGAUGAUUGGGCGAUGCGACGACCCCCGGCGGUCUCAGCUUCUUGCCGCGCUUUGCCCCACUGCUCGAGUUCGGUGAGCCGGAAUCAUUCAAGCACGUCGUGGUCGCAGCAACUGUGAAGAAGGAGAUGAUACAGUGACCACAGCAGACUGUGCGAUUCCUGUGAUUGAUGAUGAAUUCCGGGUGGUGGCUCCUUUAUCUACAAGAUCUUAGAAAUCUUGAUAGACACAAAAGCUUUGAUCUGAGUCACGCUUUCGAUCAGGAGUGAUGAAACUAUAUCGUGUGCCGUGGGACAUUGUCUACCGGGAUGUGUGCCAGUCGUGCUGUCCUUUAGAUCACAUUUGCUUUCGCAAGUGAUCUUGGAGAUUAUGUGGCUCCGAGCAACAAUGGAAAGGCGUAUUUGGAAGUGUCUUUUUUCCUAUCUUGAUGGUCAUCAGCAUCUUUUCGGCGUGAGAUGUGUCAAGAUGACAGUUGUGGUUACCCAAGCACCUUGAACAACUUUCUGUAAGUCGUCCCAGUAUAAGAAUGGCCGCGAAGUUUACUUUAUGCUUGUACAGAUACAUCACCACGUUUAGUUCUAAGUUGGCCUCAAAGUUUAAAGUUGAGCUUCCUGAAUCAAGUUCAGUAAAGUAGAAUCUUAGUGGAUACUUGGAGUGAGGAUAAAGCCAGCUCAAGUUUUUGUGGACGUAACGUCUAGCGAAAUUAACCGCAGAUCAGGAUGAAAAUUUGAGGUUAUUCUUCGUCAACGACGGUAGAUAAGAGGCGACCUCUGUCGUGUCGAACUUAGUUGUUGUGUCUCUCAACAUGAUCUCAAGCUCGAUUCGCACUCGACCAAGAGGCCUGUGGAAGUCUCUCAACCUCGCGUGGUCUUGUUCGUUUAGAAACGAUGGGGCAUCGUACGAAGCAAGGACAAGGAUACUAGGCAUUCUACGGAAUCAUGUGCUGCUCACCAUCCGUACUCGUGGACCUCAUAAAAAAGUCCACAGUGCCAUUAAGAUCAAAAGUAAGCGCAAUCAGGCCGGUCUACCUCACACCAAAUCUCUUGAGAGAUCUUAACUGCGAAGAACUAAUCAGCAACACAAAUCAAAUUAGGUCUCACGACUCAGAGAGAGAGAGAGAGUCAAAGUGAACGAGAGAAUUUACGCCAGCUGUGGGGCUUUUGUUGCACGAUGAAUUUCUAUAUGUGUAGGCAGUGUGGUGGCAGCAGUGUCUCAGGGUACUCAUAUAAGGAAAUGUAUGUGGAUAAGGUUUGUAAACAGAAGGCAACGCACGCCAACUGAAAGCUUCGCAUAACAAGCUAUUCCUUGUUCCUCAUUCUAAUCCACCUCAAAAGCCAAAACAAAAUGCUUUGGCAUUUUGUUGGCAUCAUACGCGAGUAAGGUAUUUGUGAAGAUACUUUGACUAAAUCUGGAGCAGCAGAUACUUAGGAGUUCUAAGUACUUGAGGUUUCGUGCGGAAAAUGAGCGGGAUCUUAAUCUGAAUUAUCAAUAAUAUCUUAUCAUUGAUGAUUCACACUCAAUAUGGAUGUAGGCCUCCUCCGAUGUAGAAAAACCUGUAUGUGUUCUAAUGAGUCCAGGAAAGCUGAAUAAAACUUAUACUCUAUGAAAGUGACUGUCAUCACCUGGAUACUGGGGGUUCAGAUUAAGGGGCCAAGCUGAAGCAUGCAAUUAAUCCUGCUCCUUCUGAGUAGCUCUGUAUCUUGAAGAGUACGGACUAGCUGACAAAGAAAGUCUUUUUUUUUUAGAAAGAG
Messenger RNA from Marchantia polymorpha subsp. ruderalis, 1953 nucleotides. The record is from the annotation of a GenBank genome assembly. Lineage: Eukaryota; Viridiplantae; Streptophyta; Marchantiopsida; Marchantiales; Marchantiaceae.